Molecule: messenger RNA, 1320 nt
Organism: Nelumbo nucifera (sacred lotus)
Lineage: Eukaryota; Viridiplantae; Streptophyta; Magnoliopsida; Proteales; Nelumbonaceae
Product: Pseudouridine synthase family protein
Biological process (GO): tRNA pseudouridine synthesis
Molecular function (GO): pseudouridine synthase activity; RNA binding
Source: RefSeq, a predicted model, not a curated record
UAAACGUUCUUCUUGGCUACCUUGUUAUUCGGAGUUCGGAGUUCAGACUUGAGAUUAGGAACUAGGAAGUGGGAAAACGAAAGCUGUCCUCGCUUUCCACAAAAAACAUCGGCAUCUCCAGGACCAGCAGCAGAAGCCGAUAAGUAGCGGAGCUUGAGCUUGGGGGAUGAGUUAUGCCGUCGUUGGAUUCUCUUCUCCUCCUCCCAACCCAUCUCUUCCCUCGUCAAUCAAUAGCUUGCAGAAGCAGGAUGGAGAUACAGCUGAACAAAUUCAGUUAGAAGAUAAGCAUCCUACUCUUCCCGGAUAUAAGUGGCGUUUGGUUAUUGCAUAUGAUGGCACCAAAUUUUCUGGCUGGCAAUAUCAGCAGUCACCACCUACCAUACAGUGCAUUGUGGAAAAAACAUUAACUAGGAUAACAAAACUGGAAAGGGAGGAGCUGUGUUUUGUUGGUGCAAGUAGGACAGACACUGGAGUUCAUGCAUGGGGUCAGUUUCAGGUGGCACACUUUGUUACGCCUUUCAACUAUCACAGCUUGGAAAGCAUUCAUGCAGCACUUAAUGGUCUUCUUCCUUCUGAUAUCCGAGUUAGAGAGAUUAGUUCAGUACUUCCAGAGUUCCAUGCUCGUUUUUCUGCAGAGAGCAAGAUUUAUCACUACAAGAUAUAUAAUGACACAAUCAUGGACCCAUUUCAGCGUCUUUAUGCAUAUCAUAAUGCUUAUAGACUCAAUACUGUUGCUAUGAGGGAGGCUGCAAAGUAUUUCAUUGGAAAGCAUGACUUCUCUGCUUUUGUCAAUGCAUCACGCAAUGAUAUAUCACCAGAUCCUCUAAAGCAUAUAUUCCGUUUUGACGUCAUUGAAAUGGGAGUUCUUUUGCAGCUUGAGGUUGAAGGAUCUGGUUUCUUGUACAGACAAGUGCGAAACAUGGUAGGUUUGUUGCUUCAAGUCGGAAGGGAAGCAGUCCCACCUGAUAUUGUUCCCCAUAUUUUGGCUACUAGAGAUCGAAAGGAGCUUGCAAAAUAUGCUUUAUGUGCCCCACCUCAUGGACUCUGUCUCAUGUCUGUCAAGUACAAUAAAGAUAUCUUACAGCCUCCCCCUGGUUGCCCUGCAUCUAGUUUUGGCAUGCAUUAUUGCCUAAGCAAAUGUAAGCUUCCUUUCUAUUAAAAAUAAAGGUCCUCUGGAAGAGAAGUUUGAAACGAAACCUAACUUCCAAAGAAUAUAACAUGCAAAUCUUCAAGCAAUUCCAUGAAAAGCUAACAGGUGUAAUUGUACGAGUUUCCAAAAAAUGAAAUAUUCUAAAUUGAUUUGAGGAUCUGUUUCUGAUA